Messenger RNA from Haemonchus placei, 1055 nucleotides. Lineage: Eukaryota; Metazoa; Nematoda; Chromadorea; Rhabditida; Trichostrongylidae. The record is from the annotation of a GenBank genome assembly.
AACCAGACAUGACCGAGGGUUUGAAACGCUUAGAUGACUACGUGGUGAUGGGCCGCUAUGUGGUGUACAUCUGCAUCCUGGCCGAACUGAUGAUUCUGCCUCAGGUCUCGUCUAUGUUCUACAUGAUGUAUGCAGGAGCAUCGCCCUCUUUGGCCUCUUGCGAAAGGAAUGUCGUGUUCGACAGCAGCCUCGAAGAGAAGGAAGUAUGCACAUUGUAUGAGGAGUUGGGACCAGGAAAUUGCACCUCUCCAUCACUUCGGUAUCAAUUUCGUUCUGUGAACGUUGAGUGGAAUUACUUCUGCGGAAGCGCAAAGACCAUUAAGAACUCGAUUUCGAUGCAAAUGAUUGGCGUGCUGAUCGGUUCAGCAAUGUUCGGUCAAAUCAGCGACUCGUUCGGUAGACGAAAGAGCAUGCUAGUGACUAUGGCAGGGAUGGCUAUCGGUUGGAUUUUGGUAGCAAAAUCCUACGACCUUACCCUUUUCACUGUGAGUCGCACUGCUGUCGGAUUCUUCACUGGCGGAAGCAUUUCAGUUUUGAACGUUUUCAUCAUGGAGAAUAUCCCCAAGAAGCAUCGGAUGUGGAUCAACAUGGCGAUCACCUGGUCACCCAACAUGUUACCUCUUGCGGCUAUGGCUUGGGCGACGGGUGACUGGCGCUCGUUAGCUUUACUCAACGCCAUCGUCUGUGUUCCUGGCCUCCUGUUUUGUUUCCUGUGCAUCCACGAAUCGCCGCGGUGGUUGAUCCAUUGUGGAAAAAUCGCCGAAGCGCAGGAGAUCAUGCGUCGCGAAUUCGGUAGCUCCAAGGAAGAAAGUGUCAACGAAACCUUGCACAAAGCCGUCAGAAACGAAUACGAGUUGAUGCUUCGAGCCGACUCCCAGAAGCGUCGCUAUUCUUUCUGCCACCUGUUCUACUCUCCGAAACUCGCUAUUACCACUGUUGUGCUCGCGUUUAGCUAUUUUUCUACUUCCAUCGUGAACUAUGGAAUUUUAUUCAAUAUGGAGAAGCUGAGUGGUUCAAUCUACCUGAAUUCAGUCUACACUGGUUUAAUGAGGUAA